AUGAGACAACUCAAGGAAUCUACUACUACAGCAAACAUGCCCAUCUUUGGCGAAAAACCAUUCACGUCCAUCACAGUUAAAAUUAAUCAGCUCUGUCAACCUCAUCGUAAUGACGAUUUAGAGGACGAUUCAAUCGAGCUUUAUGUAACGGAUCUUAUCGAUCUCAUCAAGCUCCAACUGACAGGUGCUGUGGAGGCUGCACGGGCCGUUCGCAAAAAAAUUAAGUAUGGCAACACUGUAGAGGAACAGUUGCUUGCAUUGUCGCUUUUGGAACUUUUAGUGCUCAAUUCUGGGCCCAAAAUCGGCCAAGUAUUGGCCUCAGAUGAUAAGCUCUUGGAUCUCUUGAAGAACAUCCUCAGCGGCAAUGUCCGCUCGGGAUUGGGGUUUGACUACGACCCACAAGUGGCGCAAAAGGUUAAGAACUUGGCAAUUGGCUGGAAGUCCGAGCUCGCAGACUUGGAUGGCUAUAGAGGCAUGGCCCAGUUGUGGAAGUAUAUCCCACGCCAACUGAAGCAGCCCCGCACUGGUUUGUCGUCCAGAUUCGACAGUGAAGCAUCCUCUGAAAGCCGUAGUCCUAGACGUGUGCGUUCGGACAGUGUUGAUGAACGGUUUAACGAGUACGAACGAGCAUCGUCCAGAAACAGAAGCAACAGCAACAGAAAGUCACCUGCUCCUCCAAGACCUACCGCCGCUUCACCAUACGCUAGCAAGACAUCCGACAAUGGUGAUAAGAAAAAGAAGAAGAAGAAAAGCGCUCGUGGCAAGAAAUAUGCCGACGAGGAGUUUGAAAUUCCUCAGAUUAACUACAAGGUAGAAGCACCAAAGAUCAGAAAUGUCAUUGCCGAGUGCCAUACGCAUACAACUGCUUUGAGCAAUCUGCUUUUGGCUCUUCCAGCAGGCUCAGAUCCAUUGUCAGACGAUAGGAUCGCCAAAGAGUUUGAAAAGUGUCGGAAAGUCCGUCGGUCUGUGCUCAGAUACUUGCAAUACGUUGGAGCCGGAGGUGAGGAAGGUAAGUCUGCAGAAGUGGUGGCUAUGGACGAAGAGUUCUUGGGCUCCCUUAUUGUUGCCAAUGAGCAGCUUGUGACCACUUUUCAGCAAUUCGACAAAGCCAGUGGCUACACCGCUGAAAAUCCAGCACCUGUGUACCCCGAGGAGGAAGAGGAAGAAGAGAGCGACGAGAGCUGUUACCUGAGCGAAUCAGAUUCGGAGCUGUUGACUGAUGGAGUGGGAAGCAUGACUGUUCAAGAGUCUAGUUCCAGACUCCAGGAGGCCGUCAAAUCUCCACCACCCCGGCCAUUCAAAUCGGCCAAUUUGCGUCCAAAAACUGAGUCUGAGCCCAAGCCCUUGCAAAGACCACCAGUUGCCAAGACCCAAAGCUCUGGCUCUGUGGACAGUGCAGACCCCUUUGGUGAUAGCCAUGAGGUUGGAACUAGCAGCUCCAAAUACUAUUAG
Sungouiella intermedia is the source of this 1452-nucleotide messenger RNA. Lineage: Eukaryota; Fungi; Ascomycota; Pichiomycetes; Serinales; Metschnikowiaceae. The record is from the annotation of a GenBank genome assembly.